AUGGGCAAAUCUCAGUCCAAGCUCUCCCAGGAGCAGCUAGCUGAACUGCAGAAGUCCACCCAUUUCGACAAGAAGGAGUUGCAGCAAUGGUACAAGGGCUUCCUCAAGGAUUGCCCCUCGGGCAUGCUCACCAAAGAAGAGUUCCAGAAGAUAUAUAGGCAAUUCUUCCCCUUCGGUGACCCAAGUUCAUUUGCAGAUUAUGUCUUCAACGUCUUCGACAGCGACAAGUCGGGUAGUAUCGACUUCAAGGAGUUUAUCUGCGCCCUCAGUGUUACCAGCCGAGGCAAGAUGGAGGACAAACUCGACUGGGCUUUCCAGCUGUACGACAUUGAUGGGGAUGGAAAGAUCAGCUACGAUGAGAUGCUCAAGAUCGUCGAAGCAAUCUACAAGAUGGUCGGCUCCAUGGUUAAGCUCCCUGAAGACGAAGACACCCCCGAGAAGCGCGUACGGAAAAUCUUCCGUAUGAUGGACAAGGACGAGAACGGCAGCCUAGACAUGGAAGAGUUCAAGGAGGGAAGCAAACGUGACGAGACCAUUGUAUCGGCACUGUCUCUCUACGACGGCCUGGUGUAG
Molecule: messenger RNA, 573 nt
Organism: Colletotrichum fioriniae
Lineage: Eukaryota; Fungi; Ascomycota; Sordariomycetes; Glomerellales; Glomerellaceae
Gene: ncs1
Product: Calcium-binding protein NCS-1
Cellular component (GO): membrane; intracellular membrane-bounded organelle; cytosol
Molecular function (GO): calcium ion binding
Source: RefSeq, a predicted model, not a curated record